AGAUCUUUCUGAAACUAGCAUUAGUUACUUGCCUAUCAAGGGCCUGGAGGAGUUGGAAGUGCUGAAACUAGUUGAAGUCUACCCACUCAAAGUAUUCCCGUCUGUCUACCACUUCAAGUACAUCAAAGAAGCAUACUUGACCUAUCCUUACCAUUGUUGCGCUUUCAAAUUCCCAGCAACGCACGAUCCUGAAGAGUUCUCGAAGUAUUUAGCCUUCAAAGAAAACAUGGAAAAUAUGUACUGUAAGCAAAAUCCUACGACAACAACUCCUUCCACAAAACCAACAACGGACGAUGAUGCUAAUAGAAAAGUUCGUAUUGUUAAACGUGAAUACGUUAAGAAAGGCCACACUGUUAAUUUAAAAAACAAGCAAAAUUUCUCUUAUUUUUCUAAAACUGAGCCUCAACGCGAAACUCAAGUGAAUUAUUCUCAGUCAAGAGGUAGACACCGUAAGCACAGACGGCAUUUAAUUUCUCUUUUACCUAUUAAAUUAGGCAGUAUGUCCAGAAAGACAAGGGAAAAUGACGAAACAAAAAUAAAUGACUUAAUAAGUAAAAGAAAUAAUACACAGAAAACACGAUCGUCAAAGAACUGGAUUCGCCAUACAGCAGAAUGGGGUGGAUUAUCUAAAUCUGAAAAAUCAGUGUAUCAUGAUUACUGGUUCAAUGUCUCUGAAUCUGAAGACUUCUUCGGCAGCCACAUAUCAUCAAAGAGGCGGAAGCCUAGCUCGCAGAAAAAUACGCUGGAUAACCCAUUUGAAGGCGUAUUUCAUGGCACUACUGUUGAUGUUAUCUCAGAAGUGGAACUUGAAGCCUUCUGCGGUCAGCUAUCUAAAAACUACAGAGAUGUCGAAUGUUUUCCAUCUCCUGAUGCCUUUAACCCUUGCGAAGAUGUCAUGGGUAAUAUGUUGCUCAGAGUAGUGGUGUGGAUAGUCGUCGUCACAUCCGUCAUGGGCAACGUAGCUGUCAUGGUAGUGCUUAUGAGUACUGGUGCCUGCAAUAGCGUUUCCAAGUUCCUCAUGUGCAAUUUAGCUUUUGCAGAUUUCUGCAUGGGUUGCUAUUUGCUAAUGAUAGCAGCGAUGGAUCUUCACAGUAUGGGCACGUAUUUCAACUACGCGAUUGACUGGCAACAUGGAUACGGAUGCCAGAUAGCAGGUUUUUUGACUGUUUUCGCCACUGAAUUGUCUAUUUACACUCUAACUGUUAUUUCUAUUGAACGCUGGUAUGCUAUUACUUACGCCAUCAAUUUAAACAAACGACUGAAGAUGCGCAGAGCUGCUAACAUCAUGUCCAUGGGAUGGAUCUUUGCUCUCACCAUGGCUUUCCUGCCGCUAGUGAAUGUAAAUGGCUACUCUCGUACAAGCAUCUGUCUCCCGAUGAAGAACCAACAGACAGAGGAUGUAGUAUACCUCAUGAUUUUGCUUUUUACUAAUUCCAUGGCUUUUCUGUUUAUUUUCUUCUGUUAUGGUAAUAUGUACAUGACAGUCAUACGACAUCAGAGUAAGGCCACUGCAAAUGAUAUGGCAGUAGCUAAACGAAUGGCAAUGCUCGUGAUAACUGACUUCUUAUGUUGGGCUCCAGUAGCGUUUUUCGCCACUACGGCAGUGGCAGGUUACCCGCUUAUUGAUGUGACCAACUCGAAGAUUCUUCUGGUGUUCUUCUACCCCUUAAAUUCAUGUGCUAAUCCAUUUCUGUACGCCAUCUUCACCACUCAAUAUAGACGUGAUUUUUUAAUCUUGCUCAAGCGUUGCGGUUGUUGUAAUGAAUGGACGCGAAAGGAAAAAAAUCGCCAUUCUUCAUGUAAUGUUCCCCCUUUGCAGUUCUCUAGCGGUACCAGGUAUUGGAAUCAGAAUAAUUCACAGUCUUCUCAGAUGUCCACCGAUAAUUCUAUGAAAGUCCUUCGUCCAAGUGAUCUCAGCAGUCAACAGGAUGUGUUUUCAACUUCCGGUUGGGAAGACCAGGAAGCAGAUGAUGCCAUUCACCUAUGGAAAACAGUUCGUCACUUCCGCGAAUCAACAUCUAGUGACGACAGUGGCCAGUGCUGCAAAAACUAUAGCAGCAGUUCUCACAGUACAACACACAGAGGAUCUCCACAUCCAGUCAAAAAUCGCUUUGUGCAUUUAGAUAUACCAGCCGUAAUCAGUCCAGACGACUGCGAGUUUCACACAACUAAAAUGUAAUUAUUCAUAAUCGUAGGACAUUUUCCUACUGUCAUCCAGGUAAAACAUGGUAGCCAUGAGCUAUACGUUUAUAAUUGUUAUUAUUAUUAAUAAUCAUUCAUGAGUAUAAUAAAUCAGUGUGAAACUUUUUGGGUGUACUUGAUAAUGAUACAAAAAUGUAAAAUGUUUUAUCAAGUUUCAUAAAUGUUUUUCAUGAAAUUAAGCUUUAAAUAUAAUAUAAUUUUCAUAAAUGAUGAUACGGAACAUCUUGGAUAUAAAAUCGCUUUGUAAAGAUAAGAAGACCUUUUUUAAAAAAUUAAAUUUAAGCUUAAAUGUCAUAGAAACCAAAAUUAUGUUUAUUCUGCUUUCCUCAAGAAAAUAUCCUUACCUCUCUGUGUUCACUUUUUCCGUCGUUCUGUUUAACUUCGAUUAUUCAGACUGCCUUUAUCCAAAGAUCCAGUUAUCCACAUCGCUUUUUGUCCUUUCUGAUUCAGUAAAUUUCAGUUUGCUUUUAAUUUAUUUACAUGUGUUUAAUUGUUUCCUCAACUUUGUAAUACAAGCAUUUAUUAAUUUAUAUUAGUUUUAGUUGUUAUUUACGGAUUUUUUGUGUGAAUAAAGUAUGAUAGCUUAGUUUCAGUUGAAUAGAAAUAUGCUAUGCAUUUUUUUACUUAAAUUAAUAUGAUUCUAAUUCUCAGUUCCUUAUUCUUCUUUUAAUUUAAUACAGGUAAAACAAAAACGGAAUUAUGUGUUUAGAUUAAAGGCCUAUAUAAAUAAUAAAAUUAAUUUUACUGCUUUAGUUUAGCUGAAAUGAAAAUGAAAUUUGCGCUUGGGAAAUAAAAAACUACUUCUUUGCUAAUUUUGUCUUAAAAAGAGCGUUUCAAUUUUAUUUUAAUAUAAAAAUAACACUUAGUAAGCCUGAUGUUGUUUACCGCCUCCCUAAAAUGAGAAUUUCUAAAAGCGGUCAGUAUUUCUGAGAGCAUAAAAGGAACACCGUAUUGAACGUCACCUUCCUAAGUCAACCAUUUCCAUAGAUGACCAAAAUGAUCUAGAUUCGUGAGUAGUAGUUUCAGAGAGGUUUCACGACCUAUUUUUUUUUAAUUGAAUAUGCUUUUUUUCAAAUAAAAUACAAUAAAUGAUAAUUCUAAAUUUCUACCCUUGCAUUUCAAUAAAUAUGUAUUUAAGUUGCGGGCAAAAAAUAUCCGUAUUUCCCAUUCUUCGGAUGGGUUUUUAACAAGAUAAUUUAAGUUCUACUAAAUAAUGGGAUUUUAAACUAUUUGCUACCAGUUCAAUGAAAUAAAAAUUUGUAGAAGAAUGCCAUUAUAUGUUUGGUAAGAAAGUAUUUAGUAAAUAAAACUGGCCACAUUAUUCGGUAAUUUUGAAUUACAUUUAAAAUGUAAGUAUAAAGAAAUAUUGAUAUCUAAUAUUGAUAUCUAAGUUAUAAAAGUUCAUGUUUAAGAAAGCAGAUUUCUCUUUAAAACCUGGGAUUAUUAUUAUGGAACUUUAGUUUUCUUUUGUCUUUUUUAAAAUGACAAUAAAGGAAUUAAUUUCUUUUUCACUAAAACAGCAACAAGAAAUCAGACACUAGUAAUAAAAGAUUUUUUAAAAUACAUUUUUAAUUUUAUUAAUAUUGAGCAAAAUUAUUAAAAUAAAAUUUUAUUCACAAGAGAAUCGGUUAAAAAAUAUAAGAAGUUAAAAAGGGCUAAUA
Stegodyphus dumicola is the source of this 3863-nucleotide messenger RNA. Its product is annotated as lutropin-choriogonadotropic hormone receptor-like. Gene Ontology annotation, cellular component: plasma membrane. Gene Ontology annotation, molecular function: protein-hormone receptor activity; protein binding; G protein-coupled peptide receptor activity. Lineage: Eukaryota; Metazoa; Arthropoda; Arachnida; Araneae; Eresidae. Gene Ontology annotation, biological process: hormone-mediated signaling pathway; adenylate cyclase-activating G protein-coupled receptor signaling pathway; activation of adenylate cyclase activity. The record is from RefSeq and is a predicted model, not a curated record.